Messenger RNA from Macrosiphum euphorbiae (potato aphid), 921 nucleotides. NCBI's taxonomy places the organism in Eukaryota, Metazoa, Arthropoda, Insecta, Hemiptera, Aphididae. The record is from the annotation of a GenBank genome assembly.
AUGGAACCAUCUGUUAGUGGACCAACAUUUGAAGAAAUUCAAAUUCCUGUACCAUUUGGUUUUGUGAGUGGUAAAUGGUGGGGACCAAAAGAUAAACAGCCUAUAAUUGCAAUUCACGGAUGGCAAGAUAAUGCUGGGACUUUUGAUCCUUUAAUUGAAUUACUACCAAAAGAUUUAUCUAUUUUGUGUAUAGAUCUUCCAGGACAUGGACGAUCUUCUCAUAUCCCAAUGGGUUUGCCUUAUUAUAUAUUUUGGGAUGGCCUAGCUAUUUUAAGAAGAAUAGUGAGACAUUACAAUUGGAGAAAAAUUUCUAUUAUGGGCCAUUCUUUGGGUGCAGCUAUUGGAUUUUUAUAUGCAGCAUCAUACCCCGAUGAUACAGAAAUGUUGAUAUCUAUUGACACAGUAGCGCCAGUAAUUAUUGAUCCUAGUGAAAUUGUUAAAAAUACAGGACCAAAUGUUGAUAAACUCAUAUAUUACGAUGCAUUAGGAGUUGAUAAAAUGCCUUCUUACAAAUAUUCAGAUAUGAUUGAUUUAGUGGUGGAUGGACAUCAUGGUACAUUGACUCGUAAAUCUUGUGAAAUACUUAUGAGACGUGGCAUGUAUCGUGUUAAAGAUAACAAAUAUUUGUUUUCAAGAGAUAUACGUCUUAAGGUUGCGUGGAUGGGUUUACCAUCUCUAGACGUAGUAAUAGCAUUUGCUGGUCAAAUAACAUGUCGCUAUAUGAAUAUCAAAGCUAAACCAUACAGAUCAUUAGAUAACUGGCCAGUCUAUUCACAAGUUUUGGAAGUAAUAAAAAUGAAUGCAAAAGACUUUGUUUUUAAAGAAUAUGACGGUUCUCAUCACUUGCAUCUCAAUAAUCCAGAGUGUUUAGCUUCAGAUGUUGCAACUUUCAUUCAACAGUCUAACAGAGCAUCACUGUGA